AUGUCUGCAUCCAAGACAGCUAUUGUUUCAACCUUAGUGGUUGUUAUGAUGGUUUUGAUCCAAAGUGCCUUGUCUCUUAAGAAUUCUGCCCACAAGAGAAGUGAAGAUGACUGGAUUCCGGGCUACAAUUACAUGUUGAGCGGUUUCGACGUUAGAAGUAUGCAAAGUUCUUCUAACAGCAUGGAUCCUGCUAAGAAUGUUGUAAAUUUAAUUUUCAGACCAACCACUGAGUUUGGAACUUUGUACCGUAUGCCAGUUUCUAAGGAAAAGUUUAAGGUACCAGAUGCCAUUGAAGUUUAUGAUUAUGUUACUACAAACGUUACUAAAACAUCAGACACUAUGGAAUCAAUGUCUGAAUCAUUGAAGUAUGAAGCUUCAAGCUAUUCAUUCUCAUUCUCUGUCAACGUUGGUGUUGUCGGUGUUAGUGCUGGUUUGAACACAUCUUUUGGCCACAUUCACCAAACCUUUGCUCAAAGCAAUCUCUUUAUGGCCACUGGUUCUAUUAGAGGUACUAUUUAUCAAGCUACCCUUGAACCACCAACAUUCUUGGAACAAAAUCCAUACUUUAAGAGAGCUUUGGCUGCCAUUCCAAACACUCCAACUGCUGCCGAUUUGGACAAGAUUAAUACCUUGAUCAAAUACUUUGGUGUUUCAUAUGUUUCAAAGGGUGUUUUCGGUGGUAAAUUCAAUUUGAUCACUAAGGUUUCUGAUAAGAUCCUCAAGUCCUAUGACAAGUCUUGGUGUAUUACUCAAUUGUCCUUGACCUUCAGUUAUGGCGCUUAUUCAUUUGGUAUGUCUGGAUUCAAAAAUAAGACUGAUAUCCAUGUCAAUAAUGAUUUUGCCAAUAACGCCAAGACUGACAUGUUCUUCGUUGGUGGUGACUUUACUUUGCAAAGUAACGAAACUCUUAAGGAAUGGUACCAAUCAAUUCCAGGCCAACCAUCCCUUAUCGGAGGUGAAUUCAAUUUGAUUUCUGAUUUGGUUGAUAACAAUGCUGUAAAGAAGAAGAAUUUGGAAGCCAUCUUGAAGAACUAUGUUGCCACUGGUAGAGUUGAAAUUCCUGCUUCCAUCAAGAAGAUUGCUGUUCCUCAUCCACUCAAGAGAAAUGUCCUCCUUGAUCUUUCUCGUAUUCCAGGUGCUGCCUUGAUUGGUUCUGGUUUCGAUACCUUUACUCUCACUCCAAGAUUGAGUCUUUUCAAGCAAGCUCCAGAUUCCAAGGCUACUACUUGGACUAAUCCAAUCUAUAAGGAUAUUCAAUUCGCUGUUCCAGGAAACGUCCUCGUCAGAAAUAAUGCUGAAUCAUACUAUGCUAACAGCACUUUUGUUGCUUUGACCAAGCAAGAAUACGAAUAUCAAUAUAGAGAACACUCCUCUAAAUCUGGCAUGUUCGGUUUGAGUCACCAUUCUAGAGAUGUUUUCAUUUAUAACUAUCGUUAUGAAUUUGAAGAUUCUUACCAAUUGAAUACUUUCAGAAGAAUUUCUUGGUAUGAUUUGUCAUUGGAUCCUCUCUGUUUGUUCGAUCUUAAUAACCGUCUUGAACCAUUUGCUAAGAGAAUGAUUGAUUCUCUCCCAGCUACUGGUGGUGAUCAAAAAGAAGUCAGAGAUAAGUACAAGAAGUUUAUCGAUUACUAUGGUACUGCUGUUGUCACCAAGACAACUAUGGGUGGUGGUAUCUUCUUCAAGGUUAACUUUAAGAAGGAUUUGACCAAGACUUUGAGCAUUCAUGAAAUCCACGAACAAUCUGGAUGGUCAUUCCUCCACAUUUUCGGUGAAAAGUCAACUCACGAUUUCUAUCUUAAGAAGUUGUCUCAACAGUUCAUUCAACACUCGUCUGUUGAAUUCAACACUCAAGGUGGUUCUUGGACUCCAGAAAUUAACGGUGUUAGACCAACUGGUCCAAAUGCUCUUAACAUUAUUGAUUCUCCAGAAGGUUACAUGAGUUGGGAAGAUUAUGCUAACUCUAUCAAGUAUGACCCAUACCCAGUCAACUAUGAAUUGCAACCAAUUCACACUAUCUUUGCUGAUAAGGCCAAGCAAGGUAUUAUGAAGUCUGUUCUUGAUGAAUAUCUCCAAGAAAAGUACAAUCAAAAGCCAGCUUCAUUCUCCAGAGCCGGUAAGGAAUACUAA
Naegleria gruberi is the source of this 2127-nucleotide messenger RNA. RefSeq lists its product as uncharacterized. The coding region runs from base 1 to 2127 and encodes 708 amino acids. The record is from RefSeq and is a predicted model, not a curated record. The transcript has 3 exons. Lineage: Eukaryota; Heterolobosea; Eutetramitea; Acrasida; Naegleriidae.